Messenger RNA from Choloepus didactylus (southern two-toed sloth), 1470 nucleotides. RefSeq names its product refilin B (gene RFLNB). Gene Ontology annotation, molecular function: filamin binding. The record is from RefSeq and is a predicted model, not a curated record. Gene Ontology annotation, biological process: negative regulation of chondrocyte development; actin filament bundle organization; negative regulation of bone mineralization involved in bone maturation. Gene Ontology annotation, cellular component: actin filament bundle. NCBI's taxonomy places the organism in Eukaryota, Metazoa, Chordata, Mammalia, Pilosa, Megalonychidae.
AUGGUGGGCCGCCUGAGCCUGCAGGAUGUGCCCGAGCUCGUGGACACGAAGAAGAAGGGCGACGGCGUCCUGGACAGCCCCGACUCGGGGAUGCCCCCCCCCAGCCCCAGCACCAGCCACUGGGGCCUCGCGCCGGCCGGGGGGGGCAGCGGCGGGGAGCGCACGCCGGCACCCGGAGCGCUGGAGCCCGACGCGGCGGCGACCCCCGCGGCCCCGAGCCCAGCGUCCCCCCCCAGCCAGGCCUCCAGCUGCCUGCCAAGGCUCCGAACUCUGUCCUUUGGCGAAGGAGUUGAGUUUGACCCCUUACCACCAAUGGAAGUAAGGUACACCUCCUCGGUCAAGUAUGGCUCUGAGCGGCACUUCAUCGACGACGUCCACCUGCCCCUGGGCCUGGUAGUGACCUCCUGCAGCCAGACGGUCACCUGCAUCCCCAACUGCACGUGGCGCAGCUACAAGACCGAAGUGCGCUUUGAGCCCCGUCACAAGCCCACACGCUUCCUCAGCACCACCAUCGUCUACCCCAAGUACCCCAAGACCGUCUACACCACCACCCUGGACUACAACUGCCAGAAGACGCUGAGGAGGUUUCUGUCCAGCGUGGAGCUCGAAGCCUCGGAGUUCCUGGGCAGUGACGACCUCUCAGAUGAGUGCUGACUCGAGCAGGCCGGCCGGCACUUGGCCCCCAGACAACCCCGGUCAAGUUGGGUGACACUGUCCUUGUGUGUCAUUUUGGCCCCGGAAGGGUCUAGCCUGGAGAUAUCGCUAAGUCCAGCCUGGGGAAGAAAAAGGGAUAGCACUGCAGCUUAUAAUUGCUGAGGAAAUGUGUUGUGUUUAAAAAAAUUUUUUAGAUUGCUUUUUUAAAAGGAGUAUAUUUCCUCAGUUGCUGCUGCCUAUUUCCCCCAGAGUCUCAAUUUGAUGAGAAAGUGAAAGGAAGACAAGAGUAAAAGGAAAAUGGCAAGCAUUUGAAGUAGGAAGUGGGGGAAGAGCUCGUCUUCCAUUGGUCAGCUUGUCUGAGGAAGAGCAUGGAAAAAGUUUCUGGGAUGGAAAAAUUGAGUUUUAAGAAAUUUAAGCCAAGGGGUGUCUUCACUGCUAUAAAAGCGAUGCAAAUUCAGUAAGUUGUAACGCACAUCUAGGUUCUGUCUGUGGAGAAUUGAGUUCCUUUUCCAUUUGGAUUUCCUGUUAACCAAAACUCUUGGAAUUCUUCAAAUCUUUUUCAUGAUAUUGGAAAACCCCAAGCCACAUUAUAAGAUGCUUAAAAAACAAAAAUCAAAAACGGUCCACCCUGUUCUGGCUUCAGGACCGUGAGGCUAACUGGCCAAUGAGUUCAGGAGCAAUGACUUUGGGUACUGGUUCCAGCAAAGCACCUUGCAUCCUUGGCAUCUCUACAGGCUUGUGUUAUUCUCCUAAUGUAUAUCUGGGGGUUUCUAAAUACCUUCCUAUAUUUCAUAAGGCAAAAACGUAGCAGAGGGC